Messenger RNA from Mya arenaria, 1221 nucleotides. Its product is annotated as scavenger receptor class F member 2-like. NCBI's taxonomy places the organism in Eukaryota, Metazoa, Mollusca, Bivalvia, Myida, Myidae. The coding region runs from base 1 to 1221 and encodes 406 amino acids. The record is from RefSeq and is a predicted model, not a curated record. Gene Ontology annotation, molecular function: scavenger receptor activity. The transcript is spliced from 3 exons.
AUGGAUGAGAAUGGAGGCAAUAAGGUUGCUCAGCUUCGUGAAGUGUUGGUUGUCUCAAUGAUCAAUGUGACAAAACAACCGGACAUUGUACAUGUAAAUAUGGCUACUAUUAUUCGAGAUGCUCAUACAAGUGCGGUGAAGGAUGUUCCAAUGGGCAAUGUAACAGAACAACGGGAUAUUGUACAUGUAAAGAUGGCUACUAUAAUUCGAGAUGCUCAUACAGGUGCGGUGAAGGAUGUUCCAAUGGUCAAUGUAACAGAACAACGGGAUAUUGUACAUGUAAAGAUGGCUACUAUAAUGCGAGAUGCUCAUACAGAUGGCUACUAUAAUGCGAGAUGCUCAUACAGGUGCGGUGAAGUAUGUUCCAAUGGUCGAUGUAACAGAACAACGGGAUAUUGUACAUGUAGAGAUGGCUACUAUAAUGCGAGAUGCUCAUACAAGUGCGGUGAAGGAUGUUCCAAUGGUCAAUGUGACACAGCAACGGGAUAUUGUACAUGUAAAGAUGGCUACUAUAAUGCGAGAUGCUCAUACAGGUGCGGUGAAGGAUGUUCCAAUGGUCGAUGUAACAGAACAACGGGAUAUUGUACAUGUAGAGAUGGCUACUAUAAUGCGAGAUGCUCAUACAAGUGCGGUGAAGGAUGUUCCAAUGGUCGAUGUGACCAAACAUCGGGAUAUUGUACAUGUAAAGAUGGCUACUAUAAUGCGAGAUGCUCAUAUAAGUGCGGUGAAGGAUGUUCCAAUGGUCGAUGUGACAGUACAACGGGAUAUUGUACAUGUAAAUAUGGCUACUAUAAUGCGAGAUGCUCAUAUAAAUGCGGAGAAGGAUGUUCCAAUGGUCGAUGUGACACAGCAACGGGAUAUUGUACAUGUAAAGAUGGCUACUAUAAUGCGAGAUGCUCAUAUAAGUGCGGUGAAGGAUGUUCCAAUGGUCGAUGUGACAGUACAACGGGAUAUUGUACAUGUAGAGAUGGCUACUAUAAUGCGAGAUGCUCAUAUAAGUGCGGUGAAAGAUGCUAUGGGCAAUCUAACAGAACAACGGGAUAUUGUACAUGUAGAGAUGGCUACUAUAAUGCGAGAUGCUCAUACAAGUGCGGUGAAGGAUGUUCCAAUGGUCGAUGUGACCAACAUCGGGAUAUUGUACGUGUAAAGAUGGCUACUAUAAUGCGAGAUGCUCAUAUAAGUGCGGUGAAGGAUGUUCCAAUGGUCGAUGUGACACAAUAA